Molecule: messenger RNA, 1362 nt
Organism: Zygotorulaspora mrakii
Lineage: Eukaryota; Fungi; Ascomycota; Saccharomycetes; Saccharomycetales; Saccharomycetaceae
Gene: ARP3
Product: actin-related protein 3
Exons: 1
Coding region: 1-1362 (453 amino acids)
Biological process (GO): Arp2/3 complex-mediated actin nucleation
Cellular component (GO): Arp2/3 protein complex; actin cortical patch
Molecular function (GO): actin filament binding
Source: RefSeq, a predicted model, not a curated record
AUGUCAUACCUCAACAAUCCAGCUGUUGUGAUGGACAAUGGUACUGGUCUCAGCAAACUAGGAUUUGCUGGAAACGACUCCCCAUCUUUUAUCUUCCCAACCGCGAUUGCCACAGCACAACCCUCAAGUACUAAGAAGGCUACCGCUACCACCGUUUCUGGCGGUUCAGGAAACUCGAGCAGUACAAAUGCUUUCUUUGGUAAUACCACGUCUGCUACUGCUUUUAACAGCUCCCAGACGGGCUCAUUGCUCUCGAACAAUUUGGCAGGUAAGAGAGGCACCGAAGAUUUGGAUUUUUACAUUGGUAAUGAAGCGUUAAUUGCAUCUCAGGGACCGUCAUACUCCUUGAGUUAUCCAGUAAGACACGGACAAGUUGAAAAUUGGGAUCAUAUGGAAAGGUUCUGGGAGAAUUCUAUUUUUAAGUACUUAAGAACCGAGCCAGAAGAUCAUUUUUUUCUACUUACCGAACCACCUCUAAAUCCACCUGAGAAUAGAGAGCAAGUAGCGGAAAUUUUCUUCGAGUCAUUCAACUGUGCAGGCUUAUAUAUUGCUGUUCAAGCUGUAUUGGCAUUGGCCGCUUCUUGGACAUCUUCCAAGGUCGUUGACAGGUCUCUGACAGGUACAGUUAUCGACUCUGGUGAUGGUGUUACACAUGUUAUUCCCGUGGCCGAGGGUUAUGUCAUAGGAUCCGCAAUUAAAAACAUCCCAAUUGCCGGAAGGGACAUUACUUUAUUUAUCCAAUCCUUACUAAGAGAACGUGGUGAAGCUGACACCUCCUUAAGGACCGCUGAGCGUAUCAAACAAGAAUACUGCUAUGUGUGUCCAGAUAUUGUCAAAGAAUUCAAUAAGUUCGAUAGAGAUGGAGAAAAAUUUGCACAAUUUGUUGUAGAGAGUCAAGAAAAGACAAGAAAGAAAAUUGUUGAUGUUGGAUAUGAAAGAUUUUUGGCACCAGAAAUUUUUUUCAAUCCAGAAAUUGCAUCUUCAGAUUUUUUGACACCUUUGCCAACUAUUGUUGAUCAUACCGUUCAAGCAUGCCCUAUUGAUGUCCGUAAGGGACUUUACACCAAUAUUGUGCUUUCAGGUGGAUCUACUAUGUUUAAAGAUUUCGGUCGCCGUUUACAAAGAGACUUAAAAUCGAUAGUAAACAAUAGAAUUGCUCAAAGUGAACAGCUCAGUGGUACAAAAUCAACGGGUGUUGAGGUGCAAGUUAUUUCUCAUAGGAAGCAAAGAAAUGCAGUUUGGUUUGGUGGUUCAUUAUUGGCUCAGACAGCAGAGUUCAAGAGCCACUGUCAUACUAAGAAGGAUUACGAGGAAUACGGGCCAGAGAUAGUCAGAAACUUCAGUCUUUUUAACAUGGUCUAA